AUGCGAUGGCACUUAUUUCUCUAUCCUGGGAAAAUUGUGCUGCUGACCGAUCUGGUGAAGGUCCUUUCGCGUGAGUGUGAGAUGUUUCUGCUUCAAGCGACUAUCGGCCAUCGAUCCAAAGACCCUGCCGAAGCUUCAAGGGACUCUCUGCAAACAACAAACUUCGCGUCUCGCUGCUGUGGAAAACUUUUGGACUACGAGGGAAAAGUAUCUCGACUCCUGUGGGAUGAAUGCAUUGAGAUCAUUGGGAGCGAUGGGACUCAAGUUAUUGUUUGCCUGUUUCACUUCCCGUAUACACACGAGUUGGUUCGUAUCCGCAAAGACGCCACCAUUCAAGUAUGUGGCGCUCACGUACUCCGCUGGCCGACGCCUGUCGGUGGAAAAUUAGUGGUUGGUUUGUGUGCUAGGAGUCACCUCAAUGUCACUGCAUUCAGUGAUCCGAGUAGCUCCUGUAUUGCCAUGGGAACCCGUUCUCGUCGAAAUAGAGCUCACAAAAAGUGGUCAAGCUUGGGCGAUUUCCAUCGUCAAUCGAUGGUGCUGUCGAUGUGGCUGCUGGAGGUUCUGGAAUUGUUGGAUACGAAGUUCGUCUUU
This is a messenger RNA of Phytophthora sojae, 591 nucleotides long. RefSeq lists its product as hypothetical. The transcript is spliced from 2 exons. Lineage: Eukaryota; Oomycota; Peronosporomycetes; Peronosporales; Peronosporaceae. The record is from RefSeq and is a predicted model, not a curated record. The annotation marks the transcript as partial.